CCUGUUAAUUAAUAGUGCUUCUGUGUGUGGAAAAUUACAAAACCCCGAUGGCGCUCAAUUUGGAUGAAUGUUACGAGCACGUGCUCGGAUUGGUGGAAACUGCUGGAAGUUUAAUCGCCACCAGAAAUUCGCAGCGGAAGCGCGUGGUAGAAAAGUCCAGCAAUAUCGAUCUGUUGACCGAAACAGACCAACAGGUGGAGCGUAUGUUGAUGGAAGGAAUCACGGCCAAAUAUCCUGACCAUAAAUUUAUCGGCGAGGAAGAAACGAGCGAAGGAAAGAAGGCCGAACUGACCGACGCACCGACCUGGAUUAUCGACCCGGUGGACGGUACGAUGAACUUUGUGCACAGCUUUCCUCAUUCGUGCAUUUCCAUCGCGCUGCUGGUGGACAAGGUGGCAAAAAUUGCCAUCAUCUACAAUCCGAUCAUUGGCCAAAAGUUUACCGCCCGUCGUGGGCUGGGUGCGUUCCUGAACGGUAACCCGAUACGGGUGUCCGGCGAAACGGUUUUCGAACGUGCACUGGCCACGACGGAAUUCGGAACGUCGCGGGAAGAGGAAAAAACUCGCGUGGUACUGGAGAACAUUGGGAAGCUUGUCCGGCAAAUUCAUGGUUUGCGUAGCCUCGGAUCGGCGGCACUGAACAUGGCAAUGGUAGCCCUCGGUGGGGCUGAUUUUAACUACGAGUUUGGAAUUCAUGCCUGGGACAUUGCGGCAGGAGAUUUGCUGGUCAGAGAGGCGGGCGGCGUAUGUCUGGAUCCGGCCGGUGGUCCACUGGAUCUGAUGUCACGACGAGUGCUAUGCGCCAGCUCGCAAGAACUUGCUGAUAAGGUGGUUCUGGCCCUUACGCAAUUCUAUCCCGAACCAAGAGAUUAAAGUGUAAUAACUUAACGUUAUG
Messenger RNA from Anopheles maculipalpis, 894 nucleotides. Its product is annotated as inositol monophosphatase 1-like. The record is from RefSeq and is a predicted model, not a curated record. The transcript is spliced from 4 exons. Gene Ontology annotation, molecular function: inositol monophosphate 1-phosphatase activity. NCBI's taxonomy places the organism in Eukaryota, Metazoa, Arthropoda, Insecta, Diptera, Culicidae. Gene Ontology annotation, biological process: signal transduction; phosphatidylinositol phosphate biosynthetic process; inositol metabolic process. The coding region runs from base 48 to 872 and encodes 274 amino acids.